Molecule: messenger RNA, 1351 nt
Organism: Pseudomyrmex gracilis
Lineage: Eukaryota; Metazoa; Arthropoda; Insecta; Hymenoptera; Formicidae
Product: germinal-center associated nuclear protein
Exons: 8
Coding region: 209-1342 (377 amino acids)
Biological process (GO): spindle assembly; centrosome duplication
Cellular component (GO): centrosome; spindle; nucleus
Source: RefSeq, a predicted model, not a curated record
CAAUUUCGCGGAGGCUGCGAAACUAGAGAUCCCGAGUUAAAACAGCUUCGAACUUAAAAAUUUGUGUAUCCGACCCAAACUUCGACGAAAACGUCAAAUUAUUUGUUUAUACAAACUAGCAACACACAUGUACAGGAUUUGUUUGUAAUACGAAUACAAAACUACGUUGCUUUUAGUUUACGUUCAUGUGAUCAAAAAAGGUGCUACGAUGACGUCCAACAAUUCGAUAGCAGGAAAAUGUUUGUUAAUGUGUCCAGAAAAAGAACGGAAGAUAAGAGAACGGCACGGUUUAUUACAUAAAUAUGAAAUCGAUGAACGAACAAAGAACGCAGCUAAGCCCAAGGCUGAUCCUGCAAAACUUAUAAAGGAGUUUACUCGUUCUAGUGUUGGCAGAGAUAUGACGGAUCCUAAUUUACUACGUCCACCAGGUGUAUUAUUAUCCACCACUCGAUACUUGUUCACCAACAUUUCCACAAAAACAGACUCAGACUGGGCAUUUAUAUAUGACUUUAUAUUUAAUCGUUUGAGAUCAAUAAGACAAGACGCGGUGAUUCAAAGAGUUGAUACCGUCACUAGCAUUCAUCUCCUAGAACCAAUGGUACGAUUUCACACUUAUGCCGCACAAAGGCUGUGUGAAAAAAGCGAGUCAGAAUUCAAUGUAAACAUAAACAAACUACAUUUACUGGAAUGCCUCACACAGUUGCUUCUUUUAUAUGAUGACCAAAAUUACAAGAAUGCAUCAGAUAGCAUGGAAAUACACAAAACUCUUGAAAGCUUGACGUUAAACGAUAAUCGGUCAGAGAUGGAAGCUUUAUAUAUUCUUCUUAAUAUCGGAGAUAAAGAAACUUUAACAAGAACCCUCACACUUCCGUCAGAUUUGAAAAAUUCACCGAUAAUUCGAUUGGCCACCAAAAUAUCUCUCGCUUGGUAUCUGAGAAAUUAUGUUCGCGUUUCUCAUUUAGUUCACUUGUUACCUCCAAUACUGGCUUGUGCAUUUUUCAUUAAUUUACAAAACUUUAAAAGAAGUGUUCUGCAAAUCAUGACUUCUGCUUAUAACGUUCCUGCUAAAAUGGCAACACGCGUAGGAGCAAGAUUCCCGGGAACAAAACUACAAGAACUUUUGUUCUACAAAGCUAAGGAAAAAAUUAAGGCGGAUUGUAUCUUAUUUGGUUUGCAGUUUUACGAAACAUCCAGUAGUUUUGAUGUUUUAUUUCAGAAAUCACAGUUUAACAGCUUACAAUUCGAGAAAACUGUGGCCAAUCCUGAGAUGUAUUAUAACUCUGACGUGUUACAUGGAUUUUUACCAAAAAUUCUUUUAGAAUGUAGUUCUAUUCAAUCAUAAACGUUGCUC